Gongylonema pulchrum is the source of this 471-nucleotide messenger RNA. NCBI's taxonomy places the organism in Eukaryota, Metazoa, Nematoda, Chromadorea, Rhabditida, Gongylonematidae. The record is from the annotation of a GenBank genome assembly.
AUGUUACAGAAGAGUCUUGGAUUGAAACAUCUGAGUGCCGGUGAUUUGUUACGUGCCGAGAGAAAGCGUCCAGGCUCGGAAUUUGGACAGCUGAUCGAAAAUCACAUUCGCAAUGGUACAAUUGUACCGGCAAUGAACGCAUCUUUGUCAUCAAAAGCAUUCUUGAUCGAUGGUUUCCCGCGUAAUCAGGACAAUUUGGAAGGAUGGGAACGUGAAAUGGCUUCAAAAGCAAAAGUCCUCUUCGUCCUGUAUCUUCAUUGCCCAGAGGAAAUUUGUGUAAGAAGAUGUUUAAAUCGAAAUGAGGGGAGAUCGGACGACAACGAAGAAUCGCUGCGCAAACGGAUUAAAACGUACUGUACACAAACUCUACCAAUAGUUGAGCAUUACAGGACGCAAGAUCUUGUUCGAGAAGUGUCAGCAUGCGGUGCACCGGAAGAAGUAAGUGUUUCAGGAAUUCCGAAAUUUAUCUAA